Trichosurus vulpecula (common brushtail) is the source of this 2053-nucleotide messenger RNA. RefSeq names its product abhydrolase domain containing 2, acylglycerol lipase (gene ABHD2). The transcript is spliced from 13 exons. Gene Ontology annotation, molecular function: monoacylglycerol lipase activity; acetylesterase activity. Gene Ontology annotation, cellular component: sperm plasma membrane; sperm flagellum. Gene Ontology annotation, biological process: acylglycerol catabolic process; medium-chain fatty acid biosynthetic process; steroid hormone receptor signaling pathway. The coding region runs from base 423 to 1700 and encodes 425 amino acids. The record is from RefSeq and is a predicted model, not a curated record. NCBI's taxonomy places the organism in Eukaryota, Metazoa, Chordata, Mammalia, Diprotodontia, Phalangeridae.
CGGCGGGAGCUGCGCGGCACCGGUUGGGGGUUCCGGCUGCAUUUCCAUGAGAGCAGCCGGCAAGAGCGGAAGAACUGGAACCGAACCGGGGGAAAAUCACGUCGCCAUCGCCAGCCAGCGGCAGAAAAGACUCCCCAGCCACCUUUGGCACUUACUUCCAGCAUUUGCAAACCUUACAGCACAAUACAAAUGUCAGUGUUCACACUGGAAAUUGAACAAUGACUCAGCACAUGCUCCAGUCACCUUGAGCCAGGACUCACUUUCCCUCAGUUCAAGUCCCUUCUUCCAAGGACAUCACUGGGAUCAAAACAGCAUCCUAAGGAUAAUUUGACUACAAACUUCAAUCUGUCUCAGCUCAGCGGCUUUCUAAGGACGAUAUUCAAGAAUUCUCACCAUCAAGGAACAAGUAACAUUGACUCAAGAUGAAUGCAAUGCUAGAAACCUCUGAGCUGCCUGCUGUGUUUGAUGGGGUGAAGUUAGCUGCUGUGGCUGCUGUGCUCUAUGUGAUCGUCAGAUGUUUGAAUCUUAAGAGCCCGACAGCCCCACCUGACCUCUACUUCCAGGACUCUGGGCUAUCUCGAUUUCUGCUGAAGUCCUGUCCCCUUCUAACCAAAGAAUAUAUUCCCCCCUUGAUAUGGGGGAAGAGUGGACACAUCCAGACUGCUUUGUAUGGGAAGAUGGGAAGGGUGAGGUCACCUCAUCCUUAUGGCCACCGAAAGUUCAUCACCAUGUCAGAUGGAGCCACUUCCACCUUUGACCUCUUUGAACCUUUGGCCGAACACUGCAUUGGAGACGAUGUCACAAUGGUCAUUUGUCCCGGAAUCGCCAACCAUAGUGAGAAACAGUACAUCCGGACCUUUGUCGACUAUGCCCAGAAGAAUGGCUAUCGAUGUGCUGUGCUGAACCACCUGGGUGCACUACCCAAUAUUGAGUUGACGUCUCCUCGAAUGUUCACUUAUGGCUGUACCUGGGAAUUUGGAGCCAUGGUGAGCUACAUCAAGAAGACUUAUCCCCAGACCCAACUAGUUGUAGUAGGCUUUAGUCUGGGUGGAAACAUCGUGUGUAAAUACUUGGGUGAAACCCAGGCAAAUCAAGAAAGAGUCCUGUGCUGUGUCAGUGUGUGUCAAGGAUACAGUGCAUUAAGGGCACAGGAAACCUUCAUGCAGUGGGAUCAGUGCCGAAGAUUUUACAACUUCCUCAUGGCUGACAACAUGAAGAAGAUCAUCCUUUCUCACAGGCAAGUUCUGUUUGGAAACAAUGUUAAGAAACCUCAAAGCCUUGAGGAUACUGACUUGAGCAGAUUGUACACAGCAACAUCUCUUAUGCAAAUUGAUGACAAUGUGAUGAGGAAGUUCCAUGGCUAUAAUUCUCUGAAAGAAUAUUAUGAAGAAGAAAGCUGCAUGAGGUAUCUGCACAGGAUUUAUGUUCCACUCAUGCUGGUUAAUGCUGCUGAUGACCCCUUGGUGCAUGAUAGUCUUUUAACAAUCCCCAGAUCUCUUUCAGAGAAACGAGAGAAUGUCAUGUUUGUGCUGCCACUUCAUGGAGGUCACUUGGGCUUCUUUGAGGGUGCCGUUCUUUUCCCGGAACCCCUGACCUGGAUGGAUAAGCUGGUGGUGCAGUAUGCCAAUGCCAUUUGCCAAUGGGAGCGUAACAAAUCCCAGUGCUCAGACACAGAGCAAAUGGAUGCCGACCUGGAGUGAUGCCCUUACAGACUCAGAAGCACUCCAGUGGCCCUUCCUUCUGAAACUACUCAUCUCUUCACUUGCUGCUUCAGGUUUUCAUCCUUCUCAAUAACCUGGGUAUGUCGGCAGGGAAGCUUCCCACCAGGAGCACCUCUCGCCGAGGCAGAUGGCUGUCCCCAGGAUCUUCAGGCUAUUUUUGUGCUUAGGUUACUGGUUUUCUUUAUCGCAUUAUUGGCCAUGAUGACGAGUGGCAGGAUUCUUAAUCACCUGUCCGAUUUCAGCAUUCGAUUAAGCCAAUUGUCAUCUAAUUUCCCUAUUAAAAAUGUAUCUGAACAGCAUCUUUGCUUUGCCAAUCAAAAAAAUCCUCCCAA